This is a messenger RNA of Nicotiana tabacum (common tobacco), 638 nucleotides long. The record is from RefSeq and is a predicted model, not a curated record. NCBI's taxonomy places the organism in Eukaryota, Viridiplantae, Streptophyta, Magnoliopsida, Solanales, Solanaceae.
AUGAAGCUUCCCCAAGGUCUCACAGUUGCUUCAUCUUCUCAAUUUACUUCUCCUUUGGUUUGUAAGUUGCAAAAGUCCUUUUAUGGCUUAAAACAAGUCUCUAGGCAAUGGUAUGCUGAGUUGUCACAAGCACUUUGCACUAGAGGUUACACACAUUCUUUGAAUGAUUACUCUCUUGUCAUUAAAAGGUCCGAAUCAUCUACUGUAUUUCUUGUUGUCUAUGUGGACGACAUUAUCCUUACUGGGGAUGAUCCUAAAGAGAUCAAUGCUCUCAAAAUGUUUUUAGAUGAUCUGUUUAAAGUUAAAGAUUUAGGAUUACUUAACUAUUUUCUGGGAAUUGAGUUGUUAUAUGUUGAUUCUGGGGUACUUCUUCAUCAAAGGAAGUUUGUUUCGGAGUUAGUUGUUGAAUAUGGGUGUUCUGAUGCUUCUGCUGUUUCUUCCCCCUUUGAGUUAUGUGUUAAACUCAAGUCUGAUGUUGGGGUCUUGCUGCCCAACCCUGAUUCUUAUAGAAGUUUAGUUGGAAAAUUGAAUUUUCUCACUCAUACCAGGCCAGAUUUAUGUUUUGUUGUGCAACACUUGAGUCAGUUUCUUAAGACACCUCGACUGCCCCAUAUGACAGUUGCGUUACAUGUUCUAAG